AUGGACGUUGGUCAUCCCGACAGUAUAGAAAGUACUGCUAUUGCCGUUGAACAAGAUAACAAUGAAAAUAGAAUAUACACAGAGAAUGAAUUAAAGAGUAAACUUAAAAAAGAUUUACUUGUCAUUUGUCAACCACUAGAGAUAAGAUCAAUGACAAGCCAAACAAAGAUACAAUCAUCAAUCGAAUCAUAA
Molecule: messenger RNA, 192 nt
Organism: Cavenderia fasciculata
Lineage: Eukaryota; Evosea; Eumycetozoa; Acytosteliales; Cavenderiaceae
Exons: 3
Coding region: 1-192 (63 amino acids)
Source: RefSeq, a predicted model, not a curated record